Messenger RNA from Phytophthora sojae, 732 nucleotides. RefSeq lists its product as hypothetical. The record is from RefSeq and is a predicted model, not a curated record. The transcript is spliced from 2 exons. Lineage: Eukaryota; Oomycota; Peronosporomycetes; Peronosporales; Peronosporaceae. The annotation marks the transcript as partial.
ACACUCGUCAGCGUACUCAUCGGCGACAACUGCCCAACCAACAAAGCCACCGCCGACAUGCUGGGGGUACGCCUGAUCGGCUGCGCGUGCCACAAACUGAAUCUCGCAAUCCAGAAGCUUAUUGCUAAAACACCAGGGACUUCCGAUGCUAUUGCUCGUGUUCGCUCGAUGGUGAUUAAAGCCACCAAUUUGAAAGCUGCUGCUGCGCUGCGAGACCUCACGGAGCUGGUACCGCUACUGAACAACGACACGCGUUGGUCGUCCACGUAUCGGAUGAUCGAGCGGUUCUUCAAGAUCGAGAAGGAGCUGCGUCUUGUAGAUGAGGUAGAAGUGCCUCGAAACGCGGAGGUCCAGGUGCUGCGAGACUUGAUGCCUAAGCUAGAGAAGCUGGACUCCAUCACGGUCGACCUUCAUACACAGGGAACAACGGUGGCGGACGCUAGAGGAACCCUAGAUAUUGUUCUCGACGAUUUUCCUGAGCUUUCGCAUUAUCUCGCGCAAGAUGCAGCCAUCGUUCACGACCCAAGCUUUGAAUCAGGAUAUCAAGACCUCAGCUACAUGCUCGGCACGUCGACGUCGGUCGAGAGAUUGUUCAGCAUCGCGAAGUACGUCAUGCCCGCUCAUCGUGAGCGAAUGAGCACGUGGAUGUUUGAGAACAUCAUGUUCUUGAAGACGAACCGCGAUCUUUGGACGAGCAAAACUGUUGCCAUUGCGAUACGUGAUGCCAGGGCC